Chenopodium quinoa (quinoa) is the source of this 960-nucleotide messenger RNA. RefSeq lists its product as uncharacterized. Gene Ontology annotation, molecular function: RNA-DNA hybrid ribonuclease activity; nucleic acid binding. Lineage: Eukaryota; Viridiplantae; Streptophyta; Magnoliopsida; Caryophyllales; Amaranthaceae. The coding region runs from base 1 to 960 and encodes 319 amino acids. The transcript has a single exon. The record is from RefSeq and is a predicted model, not a curated record.
AUGGAAGUCAAUUUGGCGCAUUGUGGUCCUCCGAAAUUACAACAUUUUAUUUGGAGUGCUGUAAGGGGUAAUUUGGCCGUGAAGGAUAGAUUGGUUUUUUGGCAUAUUACUCAAGAUUCGUCAUGCCAAGUGUGCGGGGCAGAGAAGGAAACAAUCAUACACUCCUUGCUCGAGUGUAAGGCUGCAAAGGACAUCUGGGCGCACUGUGAACAUUUUAGCAGCUUGGUUAAUGCUCCAACUUCCUCAUUUGCUGACCUUUGGACUUGGUUGAACUGCAAAUUCAAUAGGGAGGUGGUGAGGCAGCUGAUCACUCUCAUGUGGGCAGCUUGGAGGUGUAGAAACCUUGAUGUCUUCGAAGAAGAGUGCUUAUAUCCUGUCAUGGUUGCUGCGGGUUUCCUCUGUAUGGUUUCAGAGUAUAAAUCCUAUGCUCAGCGUGUCUUCAAGCCGUUUAUGAUGCCUGGUCCUGGAACAAGUGUGACGAGAUGGUCUUCCCCUCCAAUUGGAUAUAUUAAGGUCAAUAUCGAUGCUCAUGUGCCUACAAUGGGUAUGGCAAGUUUAGGGGUAGUAUGCAGGGAUGCUCAGGGGUCUAUUACUGCUACGGCUACAAGAAAAAUCCAUUCAACAUCUCCAGAGUGUGCUGAAGCUCUGACAAUCCGCUUUGCCUUACAGGUUGCAAGGAGGCUCGGUUUCUCUAAGAUCCAAGUUGAAUCUGAUGCUUGGAAUGUGGUUCAAGCUGUGAAUGUGGAUGAUGGUGGUGUGUCUCCAAUUCACUCAAUUUAUGAUGAUAUUAGACAAGAUAGGUUGCUCUUUGAUGAUUGUUCUUUUGCUCAUGUUAACCGUAAAUUUAAUACGGUGGCUCAUUUAGUUGCUAAAGGUGACACCGGAAACAAUGUUGAAGUUGUACGUUUAUGUUCCUUUCCUCAAAGUAUAACAACUUUGGCGGAAUUGAACCUUAUUUAA